This is a messenger RNA of Prunus mume (Japanese apricot), 1002 nucleotides long. RefSeq lists its product as uncharacterized. NCBI's taxonomy places the organism in Eukaryota, Viridiplantae, Streptophyta, Magnoliopsida, Rosales, Rosaceae. The record is from RefSeq and is a predicted model, not a curated record.
AAAAUAUAAUCACGAAGCUAUCAUAUAUACAUGAUUUGGAGCCGCCGUCGCUGAAUAUUCAGAGACCUUAAUUCUACAUCUCAAAUAUACAGGUGAUUAUUAUUGGGGGUGGAAAUUGAUGAAUAUGCCUAAGAAAGAUUUGUGGGGUUCUUUCAGAUUGAGAAGCUUUCUUCAACUACUCUCUGGCAAUCGAUCUAGCUCUACAAAUGCAUCGCAGGGACAGUUCCCAGCUAUGGGAGUAUCUAAGGUUGCCCAUGGCUAUUCGAUGCCGCAAAGUCUUCGACUUUUCAGCACCAACAGCAGACCAUGGAUAAAACUUGAUACCAAAGUGUUAAAUGGUGGAGAGGACAAGGUUCAACAAUCACACCAAGCUACUUCCUCUGGGCUCAAUUUCGCCCACUGGUUCAAAUGGAUGUUGGGAUCCAUAUUAUCACUAAUGCUGCCUUUUUGGGCUCAGAAUUGGGGAAAACUGAAGAGGAUUGAAGGAAAGGCAGAAAUUGUAAUGGAAGAGGUUGAGAAUGUGGCAGAGGUAGUAGAAAAAGUGGCAAAUGUGGCUGAGAAGGUGUCGGCGGACGUCGCAGAUGAGCUCCCUGAUAAUAGCAAACUAAAGGAAACAGUUUUGCUGGUAGAACGGGCAUCAAAAGUGGCUGCUCAAGAUGCUCAACUAACACAAGAUUUAAUUCACAAGGUGGAAAUACUGAAGCAAGACCUGGGAGACUUGGAGACGCUAGCGGAGCCCGUUGUUGAGAAGAUUGCGAAGCGAGUGAUAUAAACAUUUGUUGAUGAAUAAAAUUGUUUCCAUUUGUUGAAAAGGAAAGGGAAAUGCUAGGGCGACUGCAUUGUAUAUCAUCUCUCUAAUAUGUACAUAAAUGUGAUUUUUCUAGCAUUACUUCAAAGAAAAUUAGAAAUUAGAAACUACUCGCAAAAACAAAAAUGGAAACGUCAAAUGCUUGUACAUUUAUCAAUUAUACGUCAAUUACUUGAAAACAGAAGAGUCCAACA